Molecule: messenger RNA, 531 nt
Organism: Puccinia graminis f. sp. tritici CRL 75-36-700-3
Lineage: Eukaryota; Fungi; Basidiomycota; Pucciniomycetes; Pucciniales; Pucciniaceae
Exons: 3
Coding region: 1-531 (176 amino acids)
Source: RefSeq, a predicted model, not a curated record
AUGCAAUUAUCCAACGUACUCCCAAUCUUCUUAGUAUUCUUUCUCCAAGGCGCAUCCACUUAUGCUCAAGCCUUUGGAUGCAAAGACAACUAUCAAGUUCCAAACUGGCCUCACUCUGGCUGUGUCAAAAUGAGCGGGAUGAAGCAAGAACUAGCCGAUGUAAUUCCUGCCCAUUGGAACAAUAAGGCGUCCAGUUACGAAUGCGGUUCCGACGCGAAUGGCUACCUCACGGUGGCAUGUUGUGCCCACGAGGAUGAAACUCGAUGGAACUCAGUUCACAUGGCCGUUACCGGUCGUCUAGGAUUAUGUGCUGCCAAUUCGGCGAGAAUGUCAUCGAGCCGGUUGAAAAUCAUGUGCUUCGUCUUUUCAUCUCUUUCUACAUUUAGACCCAACCGGUACAUCAACGGCGAUCUCCAAAAAGUUGGUGUAGAAAAAAAAAUAGAAAUCAACGGUGAUCUCGAUCUUGUAUUUACUACCAUCGCUGCCCAUUUCCAUGCUGUGCAAAUCGGGUUACACGAAUCACGUAGAUGA